CUCAGUAAGAGUUUGCCUUCUCAAAAAAUGAAAAGGUCAAGUCCAAAUAUGAAAAGUCAAAGAUUUUUUAUACGUCUGUGUGCAUCAUAGGACCAGAAAGAAUGUUUUCUGAAAAGGCAAGAAAUUGGCUGAAGCAGUGGAACAGAUACACAGACACACAUAAUUGUAUAGGGAAUCAUGAUCUUUUUUUACUAUGCUUCCAGAACUAUGUAAUUGUUGCAGGACAAGAACCAUUUUUAGUGUUUAACAAUUAAAUCUACCUACUGCAACUUUAAUUUAGCAAUAUCCUUUAACCUGUUCAGAUGUUUUGGCAUUGAAAAUGUGUGCUACAGCUAAAUGUUUCACAUACACAGGAGCCAGGUGACAUGAUUGAGAUCAUCCGAGAUACAUUCAGUCACUGGGCACUGUAUGUCGGAAAUGGAUACGUUCUUCACCUCACAACAGAUGGUGAUUCUUCUACAGCUGUCACCUCUGCCAUUGGAACUAGGAUUGGAUUAUCUGCUACGGGGAAUGCUAUUGUGAGGAAGCAGAGGCUCAGUGAAGUAGCCUUACAUGGCAAAUGGUUGGUGGACAACUACCUGGAUGAAAUGUGCAAGCCAAAAUCCCAAGAUGUCAUCCUGGAUGAGGCAGAGCUCCUGGUUGACCAGGAGAUACCCUAUGACCUCCUCACCAACAACUGUGAGCAUUUGAUCACCAAUCUGCGCUAUGGCAAACCAGAAUCCAGGCAGGUCCAGAAAUAUCAAGAUGGUGUGAUUCUUCUUUUGGGGUGUUGGGUAUUAUUUUCUUUCUGAUACGCAUUUUACUACAGGGAAUUUACUUUAGGAAAAUGAUUGAACUAAUUUGUAAUAAUUCGGGAAGUGCAUUGAACUCCUGAUUUGAAAAGUUGAAAUGACUUACCCAUAUGCGGUGAAGUGACUGAAGAGUAUAAAGUAAGACAAAUGAAUACAUAAUGUUCUGCCCAUAAUAUGUUUUAUGUGUUUUGGUGAUUGAAGUUAAAUUGUUUGUAUAGGACUUUUAUUUUGACGCCCACGAGAUCGGGAAGCAAUGGAAAUUUGGAACACACAAACAUCGUUCACAUAGCAACACUGUCAACUGUCACAGCAAACUCAAGUUUAACGUAUUUUUAUCUGUCUUUGAAUCUCAUAGAAAGCAAUGACUGUAAGUUUUACAUAAUCGUAAUGUAUGUUAUUUAAUUACAAUGAGUUGUGAUAACUUUGAUGAUGUUUUAAAUAGUCAAAUAAAUCGCUGCAACUGCACAACACUACUGUUGUUUACGUUAGCAUGUUAGCUAAUUAUUGUCCGUUAUGUUAAUUAUAAUAAUAAUUAUUUAUUUUAUUUGUAAUGCACUCUUCAUUCAAAAGCAUCUCAAUGUUGUAUUUUAUAAUUCAGCACUUUUUCCACUUUCUGUUUUUAUUUCUAGUUUCACUCCAUUCAAUGUUGUCAAUAAAGGAGCAA
Molecule: messenger RNA, 1455 nt
Organism: Clupea harengus (Atlantic herring)
Lineage: Eukaryota; Metazoa; Chordata; Actinopteri; Clupeiformes; Clupeidae
Product: phospholipase A and acyltransferase 3-like
Exons: 3
Coding region: 366-791 (141 amino acids)
Source: RefSeq, a predicted model, not a curated record